UUCUCUUGUCUUGUUAUCAUUUUUGUUCCUGCAUCGCGCGGGGCACAAGGUUGUUGCCUACCAGGUGAACGGAUCUUGGUGAAGAUUGUACCCUACGGCAUCCACGUCGAAUCGUUGCGGAGGAGGAAGAAAACAUGAGCUGGACGGCUCCGUCGGGGCCGCCCCCAUCACCGGAGUAUCUGGCAGAAAACCAUGGCCCGACGCUGCUUGCGAUUGACUGCACACUUUUCGGCAUUGCGGCGCUCACGAUGAUCUUGAGGAUAUACGUGAGAGUCUUCAUGCUGAAGAUGUUCGGUAUCGACGACUGGCUCAUGCUCAUCGCCAUGGCCCUCUCCAUAACCACAACCGGCCUCUUCAUAAAAGUCGUAACCCUCGGUCUCGGCCGCCACUUCGACCUCUCCGGUCUCGCCUUUCCCCUCGCCAACAUGCCCGCAUUCUUUAAAUACGUCUACGUCUACGCCAUCCUCAUCAUCUUCGCGUACUCCUUCAUCAAGCUCUCGAUCGGCUUUUUCCUGCUCAGACUGGCGGAUCGGACGCGAUGGCGCACGUUUUUGAUAGCGACGCUCGUAUUUCUGGUCGCGUUUACGAUUGGGAGUACCAUGGCGAUCAUCUUCCAGUGUAUUCCGGUGCGCGCGGCGUACGAUCUGAGUUUGAAGCCGCCGCUAGGCAACGCAAAGUGCUACCCAAUCAGCAUUUUCAAGAACAUCGGCGUGUUCAAUUCCUCCGUCAAUAUAGCAACGGACCUCCUCUUCGCGCUUCUCCCCAUCCCCAUCGUGUGGAAACUCCAGGUCAACGUUCAAACGAAGCUAGGCCUGUCAUUUUGCAUGGCGCUCGGGUUGCUGGCGACUGCUACAGCGAUAUACAAGACGCCGAUGCAGUACCAUUUCUUUGACGAGAUGGACUUCACCGGGAACGGGAGCUGGUACUAUAUCUGGCAGCAAGUCGAAAUGAAUGUCGGCAUAACUGCCGCCAAUCUGCCCACUCUUAAGCCCCUCUUCGCCCGCUUCUUCACCUCCUUGCGCACGACCCUCGGCUCCUACGGCAGCCGCGCAGGCACUUCCGCACUCGCCACGCCGUACAAGUCUACAGGGUACAUGAAGCACGACGAAGGGGAUGGAGAAGGACAGUCAUUCGCGAUGAGCAGUCUCAGCAAAAAGAGCACUGGGGAUAAGGACUGGGGGAAGCGUGCGGGCGACAGCGACGAAAGCAUACUAAGGGAACAUGGGGGCGCGUUUGAUAUUCGCAGGGAGAGGGAAUUGGCGCGGAGGGAGAGUAUUAGGAAUGGCGGAAUUAUGAGGACAACGGAUGUGGUUAUUACGAGGGGAGAGGGGCUCUGAUGAUGGUCUGAACAGAAUAUUUGAGGGCUGGAUCUAAUAACAAAAGGGGUAUGUAUGCUCUGCUGACCCGCUGGCUGUGCGUUCAAUGUACCAUAAUAGAGGCGCGUAUCAGGUAUAUGCCUCCGACAUGAAUAUCAAAACAUCUGGUAAUUUCGUGCGGUGUGCGCGGUGAUAGAAAGAUAAUCGCUUUCAGUCACCUCCGGCAAGCAGGACUUGUGGACUGGACCGACUUUCUUAGGCCAGAACCGCAAACACAAUGGGCGAUGUUUACCUCGCCUUUCUCG
This is a messenger RNA of Paraphaeosphaeria sporulosa, 1621 nucleotides long. RefSeq lists its product as uncharacterized. The record is from RefSeq and is a predicted model, not a curated record. The coding region runs from base 135 to 1337 and encodes 400 amino acids. The transcript has 4 exons. Lineage: Eukaryota; Fungi; Ascomycota; Dothideomycetes; Pleosporales; Didymosphaeriaceae.